AUGAUAAAGAGGAGUCCUGACGAGAUGCAGGAGAUGGAGGUGGACAGCCCAACCAGUCUUCCGGUACUGAAUCGCAGAAACUUUCAUCCAGACGCCUCAAUUGUUCUCGUAGGAUGUCGUGGUGCUGGGAAACGCACCCUCGGAUUUAUCGGCGCUAACUAUCUGCAUCGGCGUCUCCUGAUUGAAGAUCACUACUUUCAACAGGCGACGGGGUGCAGCAGGGCCCAAUUUCUGGAAAAAUAUGGCAAGGAAGCUCUCAACACCCAGCUGACCCUGACACUUGCACAGGUGUUGCGCGACAAUCAGUACAAUUGUGUCAUUGAGUGCGGAAUGGGAACAUGGAGCAAAGAGACCAAGGAAUUGUUGCGACAAUACUCAGAAACCAACCCUGUCAUCUAUGUCCAUCGUGACAAGGAGGAAACUUAUCGAUUGCUCAAGAUACCCGUUGCGGAUGCAGAGCGGUUGUUCCUUGCUGAUGGGAAGCUACGCGAUUGCACCAACGUCGAGUACUACAAUUUGUCAGACAACAGUGGCGAGGGCGAUGAAUCAAGCAAAUCAGGACUGCGGUCCGUCUCCAUGGCAUCGGCCAGACUGCUUCAAGUCAAGGAGGACUUUAGAAAAUUUGUUGACUCGGUGACUGGCCAAGGUCUGACACGGUCCUGGUUAGAGAAUCCGUUCUCCAUCAACGCGAUACCACCCGAGUAUCGUGCCUAUUCAUUCGUGCUUCGACUGCGGCUAUCUGACCUUUUGAGUCAAGAUAUCAAUAUGACAGACCUCGAGUCUGGUGCUGAUGCGGUAGAGAUCAUUGUUGAUACCUGGCCGGACAAUAUUCUGGAUUUCUUGGCCAUGCAGGUCGCGUUGAUUCGACGCAAGCUCAACUUGCCGAUACUAUAUCAUGUGGAAGAAGUACCGCGCGAGGAGCGCCAGAGAACACAAGACGAAAGGGACAUACAGGACCUUCGUCUAUUCUUGCAUGGACUUAGACUCGGUGUGGAGUAUCUUAGUCUUGACCUGGAACGCAACGAGAGCAUAGUAUCCACGGUACUUGCCAUGCGAGGUAGGACCAAGAUCAUUGGAAACUUUACCAUGAAAGGCUUCAACGCACCAAAGUGGACGAAUCCCAUCUACCUGGAGCAAUAUCGACGAGCCCAGGUCAUGGGCUGCAGUAUUGUUCGGUUCGCAAGGUUUUGCAUCCAGGAUCGCGAUGCGAAUGGCCGCCAGCAACUCCUAGACGCCGUCGCCGCUAUGCCUGACCCCAAACCACACAUUGUAGCCUAUGAAUAUUCUGUUUUGGGCGCCGUCAACAGCAGCAUCUUGGGCGACACCGAAGGCCCCUUUCGAUCCUGGACAUUCAUACCUGUUGGACACAAUGCAAUCAAAGGAUCAUCGCGGGAACAUCUCGCUGGAGCAAAUUCGACUCGGGGCUCACUGCGCAUCAUGUUUCGCCAUGGAAGUCUUCAAGCCCUAAAGUUUUACACACUGGGCUCCCAGGUCUACUACUCUGUGUCGCCGGCCAUGCACCGAGCAGCUUAUGAGGCUCUCAUGAUGCCACAUUCUUUCGAUGCGCGGGCUUGUGAUCGCCUUGAAGAAUUGGACAGGUUGCGCCGCGAGCCUGAUUUUGGAGGGGCACAAUUGACGGCGCCUUUCAAGGUGGUGAUGAUGGAUCAUGUCGAUCAUCUCAGCACGCACGCCAAGGCCAUUGGUGCAGUCAAUACUCUUCUUCCACUUCGAGGCGAAUCUUCCUCUAUACUGGAACAUGCAAACAGGCGCAAUCGGGCUGGAUCAGCAAACAAAUUCUAUGGAGACAAUACUGAUUGGAGUUCUAUCAUGACUUGCCUGCGACGCGGCAUCAGUCCACGAAAUACCGUCCAGCCCUCGCGCACUACAGGAUUGGUCAUAGGCGCUGGUGGCAUGGCGAGAGCAGCCAUCUAUGCCCUGAUCAAGCUCGGGUGCCGCAAGAUCUUUCUGUACAACCGGACCAAGGCCAAUGCCGACAAAGUGGCAGAUCACUUCAAUAGUUGGGCUAGGGCACACAAUACAAUGCACAAUGGUUCCGAGAUCUGUCACGUCCUCGAGUCUAUGACACAAAGUUGGCCAGAAGGAUACCAACAGCCUACGAUGAUAGUCUCUUGCGUAGCAGCAGGCGGCGAAGUUCACGAUUCAAAAGUCAACUUCAGACUCCCGACGCAGUGGCUAAAGAGCCCCACUGGCGGUGUUGUUCUGGCAUACGAACCUCUGAUCACAGCUAUGAUUAGACAAAUGCGUGAGAUUCGAGAAGCGGGCAACAGCUCCUGGGUCAUUGUUGACGGUCUCGAGGUUGUUGCUGAAAUGGCGAUGGAGUCUUUUGAACUACUUACGGGGCGCAACGCACCCAAGUCCUUGAUGCGCGCAGUUUGCAACGAAAACUGGGAAAAGAAUUGCGCACCAUUUGAAGCGACUCAUUGA
Molecule: messenger RNA, 2445 nt
Organism: Pestalotiopsis fici W106-1
Lineage: Eukaryota; Fungi; Ascomycota; Sordariomycetes; Amphisphaeriales; Sporocadaceae
Exons: 2
Coding region: 1-2445 (814 amino acids)
Biological process (GO): chorismate biosynthetic process
Molecular function (GO): shikimate 3-dehydrogenase (NADP+) activity; 3-dehydroquinate dehydratase activity; 3-phosphoshikimate 1-carboxyvinyltransferase activity
Source: RefSeq, a predicted model, not a curated record